ACAAAAGUUUGGUAGAGCCAGAUAAUCUUGCUGUAGAAAAUUUUGUUGAAGCUAGAAAGAACCUUGUUAAGGCAAGAAGUAUUGUUAGUACUGUAGAAGAUUCUGUUGAAGUUAGAAAGGAUCUUGUUGAGACAAAAAAUAUUGUUAAGAUAGAAGGUUUUGAGAUAGAAAGCUUUGAGAUAGAAAACUUUGAGGUAAAAAAUUUUAAGGUGGAGAACUUUGAAAUGGGAAACCUUAAGGUGAAAAAUUUUAAGACAAAAAGUCUUGAAAUAGAAAACCUUGAGGCAAGAGAUUUUGAGAUAAAGAACUUUGAUAGAUUGAGGUUGUAA
Molecule: messenger RNA, 329 nt
Organism: Racocetra persica
Lineage: Eukaryota; Fungi; Glomeromycota; Glomeromycetes; Diversisporales; Gigasporaceae
Source: the annotation of a GenBank genome assembly